CAUGAGAUCCCGGGUCUAUAAGUUUUAGGUUACUUUGGAUUUCUGUGAAGACUUUAGGAAUCUGGCUUUGUGGGGAUUCCGUGACUUGGCAUAUGGCUUGUGAAGGGUACUGACUUCCUAGAAACAGACAGCUCCUACAAGUGAAGAAAAUAGAUCUGAAGUCCAGAAAUUCAUCCUUGCUGAGGAUACCUUUGAUGAGAGACCAUUUCCAGAAUUUCAGGGCAGACAGAUCCUAGGGAUGCUGGCCAUUUCCGGAGGGCUGCUGAAAAUGAUCAAGUCCCAGGGUUUAUUGUCAUUCAAUGAUGUGGCUGUGGACUUUUCCUGGGAGGAGUGGCAGCUACUAGACCCUGUUCAGAAGAACCUCUACUGGGAUGUGAUGUUGGAAAACUAUAGCAAUCUAAUGUCAUUGGGUUAUCAAGCCACCAAGCCAGAAGCGAUUGUCCAAUUAGAAAAAGGAGAUGAACAAGGGAUAGUAGAGAAGGAAUUCCCAAGUCAGUGCAGUCCAGAAGUAAUCUGGCAAAUUUAUGAUUGCUAUCAGGAAAAUAUUGAGAAGGAUGAACCUGUGGACAGAGACCAUGACAGUAACACAUUGGGGAAGAUAUUUUCUCUGAGCAAAAACUUUGUUCCUUUAAUAGACAGACCCUAUAAAUGUGUCUCAAAAGGAAUAAAUUUGAAACAAAAUUCAGAUUCAAAUUUUCAGAGUAAAAACUACGCAGAAAUGAACUGUGAUGAGUUAAAUGGCCUUGGGAAAUCAUUUUUCCACACUCAACAUGAAAAAUCCCACCGUCAAGUACAAUACUACGAACAUAAUUCAUGUGUAAAGACUUUCAACAUAAUGACAAACGUUAGAAGACACCACAGAAUUCACACAGAUGGGAAACCUUAUGAAUGCAGUGAAUGUCCAAAGUCCUUCAGGUAUAAGUCAAAGCUCAUAAUCCACCAGAGAACUCAUACAGGAGAGAAACCGUAUGGAUGCAGUGAAUGUCAGAAAGCUUUCAGCACAAAAUGUCAUCUCACUCUGCACCAGAGAAUUCAUACAGGAGAGAAACCAUAUGGAUGCAUCGAGUGUCAGAAAUCCUUCAGAACAAAAUAUCACCUCAUUCUACACCAGAGGACUCAUACAGGGGAGAGACCCUAUGAAUGCAAAGAAUGUGGAAAAGCUUACAGGGAGAAGACAAAACUUAGAUUACAUUACAGAACUCAUACAGGAGAGAAACCUUUCAAGUGUGGUGAUUGUGGAAAAGCUUUCAUCCAGAAGUCAAACCUGAUUAUUCAUCAACGAAUUCAUACAGGAGAUAAACCCUAUGGAUGCAAAGAAUGUGAAAAGGCCUUCUGUAGUAAGUCUCAGCUCAUUGUUCAUCAGCGAAUUCAUACUGAAGAAAAAUCUUAUGAAUGUAGCGAAUGUGGGAAAGCCUUCAAUAAAAACUCACACCUCAUAACACAUCAGAGAAUUCAUACAGGAGAGAAACCUUAUGAAUGCAGUGAACGUGGAAAAGCAUUCGUACAUAUGUCACAGCUCAUUGUACAUCAGCGAACUCAUACAGGAGAAAAACCUUAUGAAUGCAAGGAAUGUGGGAAGACCUUUAAUAAAAAAUCACACUUCAUAACGCAUCAAAGAAUUCAUACAGGGGAGAAACCUUAUGAAUGCAGUGAAUGCAGAAAAGCUUUUAUAGACAAUUCACAGCUUAUUGUCCAUCGGAGGACUCAUACAGGAGAGAAACCCUACGAAUGCAAAGAAUGUGGGAAAGCCUUUAAUAAAAAGUCAUCCCUAGUAACUCAUCAGAGAAUUCAUACAGGAGAGAAACCUUAUGAAUGCAGUGACUGUCAAAAAGCUUUUAUAGAAAAGUCACAUCUCAUUGUCCAUCAAAGAACUCAUACAGGAGAGAAACCUUAUGAAUGCAGUGAAUGUGGAAAAGCUUUCAUACAAAAGGCAGUGCUCAUUGUACAUCAGAGAACACAUACAGGAGAGAAACCCUUUGUCUGUCUUGAGUGUCAGAAAGCCUUUAGCAGUAUGGCAAUGCUCAGUAGACAUCAACUGAUUCAUACAGGAGAGAAACCCCAUGGAUGCAAUGAAUGUGGUAAAGCCUUCCGACAAAAAAGCCAUCUUAUUAUUCACCAACGAUGCCAUACUGGAGAGAAACCAUAUGGAUGCAUUCCAUGUGGGCAAAUCUUCAACCAAAAGUCACAGCUCAUUAGACAUCAGAGACGUCACACCGGAGAAAAACCAUAUCAGUGUAGUGAAUGUGGGAAAGCAUUUUUUGAAAAAUCAUACCUCAGUGUCCACCAGAGAAGUCAUACAGCAGAGAAACCCUACCAAUGUAAUGAGUGUGGAAAAACUUUCUCUGUCAAGUUUUUUCUCACUUCACAUCUGGAAUUUCAUACAGGAAAGAAACCUUAGGAACACAGUGAGGGCUGGAAAGACUUUGUGAGAUGUCAAAUCUUGAAUACAAGAGAACUCACACAAGAAACACCCUACGAAUGCAGUGAGAGUUGGGAUACUUUUCCAAUAAUUUUAGACUUUGUAAGCAUCAGAAAACUCAACCAGGAGAGAAAUCUUUUAAAUGUAGUGAACAUGAAAAAUUGUCUCCCAACAAUGUAGCCUCAUAUUUUAUCAGGGAAAUUAUAGAGAAGAAAGACAAUAUGAAUAAAUCAGAUGAUGGAAAUCUUGUCUUGAGAAAUUGCAUUAUACAUUACAUGGAAAUGAAAUCUUUUGAGUGCAACAAAUGUUGAAACACUUUUCAAAAAACAUAGCUCAUCACAAAUUAGACAGUUUUCCCUGAGGAAAAAUCCCACCGAUGCUGUGAAUGCUGAAACACCUUUCCAGUAAAUAACUUUUCUUUUCGUACCAAAGAAUACAGAUGACUGAAGACCUGUGAAUGGGGAUGCUUCUGACAUGAAGUACAGCCUUAUUGUGGAUCAGGUAAUAUUUAUUGAGGAAAAAUAUAUAAUUAAUGAUGUUGGAGACUGUUGUUCAUGUAUAAGCAAUUUUGUAAUACAAAUCCUCAUUCUGCUACAUUAUCAUAUAUAUAGAAAACAACACUAAGUAGUCAGUUAUGAAGAGAACAUAGCAUCAGUGUGGUAAAUAACACUCUGUUACGUGUUUGGGUAUACAGAAUAGUCAGAGCAGUAAAUAAAGAUCGGUCCCAGAUGUAUGUACUUGCUUUGUGUCUUGAGUGUUUUUGUAGAACAUCUAUAUAGCAAUUUUUAAAUUUCACAAGAUAAUGAAAGAAAAUUGUUAGCCGUGAAAUUCCUCUUCCAGUUUUUAUGUGUAGUAACCACCAAAAAAAAUGCCAGUACUUUAAAUUUGUAGAUCAUAUAAAUUGCAAGAGAUGUAGUCAAGCUUACCAUUAAACAAGAACUCUGCAAUACACCACCACAUACCUUUGUUUUCCUGAUUGUUGAUAUAUGUAAAUGGAUCUGGUAGUCCUCUUUAACGCUUUUGAAUAAUAACACCAAGCUUUUUUUAAAAAAACAAAAUUUAUUCUGGUUCUCAGAAAAAAUACUCAUUAAAAAUAUCGAGAUUUAAAAGUGAUGAUUAAUCACAGCUCUUCUGUCUCCAAAUGAGUUCUAAAAAGUGGAACAGCUAAUGUUUUCAGGGAAAUGAAGACUGAAAUGUCAUUUUGUUGGUGGUAUUGCUCAAGUGGGGAAUGUGGCUUGGACUUACAGUCAAGUGCUUCCUACUGCUUUCCACCAAAAUCUAGUAAUUUGGAUAUAACUCCUAAAGGUAGUCUCAGUUUCAUUUCAGACACACUUUGAUCCAAGCAGCUGACUCACACUCAUCAUCCUUCCACAGUGGAGACUGAGAAAAAAUAGUCUGCAUAUGUACCUUGUUAAGGCUCACCCUGCAUCCCCUACCAAUGGUGCUAACCACCAUGACAGCAGAUUUAAGAAACUGUCUUCAUACUGCAGACAGGCUAACCCAAAUACAGAAAAAGGGAGACUAGACUAGCCAUACAGAAACUUUUGAUAACUCACAAAUAUGAUAACCACACUAUUCUUCCUUUGCAGAGAAGUCGAUAACGGCACAGGAAGAAGUGUGUAAAGUGCUCUUCCCAAUAUUCUAGAAGUAGUCAAAGUUGCUCUUUAAGAAGUCCAGUUACAAACGUGAAGAUACAGAAAAUGUUUCAGCCUACUAAAAAAGGAAGGGGGAGUCUUGCUAAUUAUGUUGAAUGUGCAAGUUCAUGAAAUACGUAUUCAUACAUUAGAAUACUAAAAACAGCAAAAUAUAUGGCUCAGCCACAUACAUCAAAGAAAUGAGUGUCACCAACUUACAGUGCAAAAACUAGUUGCAUAAGGUUACAUCCAGUAUAUCUGUGUGUGUUAUCAAUGCAUUGCUUCUCAGACACAAAUCUUCCCUUCUUAGUCCCUGGAUUUGGAUGUUGUAAACAUUUCUCCUUUGCCAGCUGGUGCACUUACUUUUAUAUAACUUAAAAUUGAAGUUUAGAUAACUUACCUGGCUUAGUAAAAACCCAAAACCAAAUAACAUUGCUGUUGAAUCAGCCUGUGAUUGGUAUAUUUUACAUACCUUGUAGGGAUUGGUCAGUAUGCAAAUGAAGUGACCUGACUUGGUAAGCAAAAAAUAAAAAAUAAGAA
Molecule: messenger RNA, 4593 nt
Organism: Trichechus manatus latirostris (Florida manatee)
Lineage: Eukaryota; Metazoa; Chordata; Mammalia; Sirenia; Trichechidae
Product: zinc finger protein 260-like
Exons: 5
Coding region: 239-2398 (719 amino acids)
Biological process (GO): regulation of transcription by RNA polymerase II
Cellular component (GO): nucleus
Molecular function (GO): DNA-binding transcription factor activity, RNA polymerase II-specific; RNA polymerase II transcription regulatory region sequence-specific DNA binding
Source: RefSeq, a predicted model, not a curated record